UAGUAAUGAAAAUAUUGUAGAAAUAUGCGGAAAAGAACUCUCAAAGAACAUACCACUACCAAACAGUACAAGUUCAUUGGAUUAUAUAAUUUGGUGGACUAUAUAUUUGUUAAAAUCUUGAAUUGCGAUUACUCAGUGUAAUUCCUAAUUCAGUUUUUUAGAACUUUUAAAAAAUUUGAACUCGGUAUCCUAUUAUCAGAUCUACGAAAAAUUGCCUUUGGUUCGAACUUUCUACCCGAACCGAAUAACAACCAACUUGCCUAGAACGUAAAAGUUGCUUCAACCGCAAACUUUUCAAUUGAACGGAUUUCUAGGAAGACGCAUUAAUCUGGCUUCAACAGUCUUGUUUAGUCUUUUAAGUGAUUUAUUUUAAAAAGAUUUUUUAAUUUUUUUUUAUAGACAAAAGGAACAGUUUUCUACUCUUUCGAUUACAAGGAAAAAAAGAAAAACAAGAUGAACGGAACUACCAACGCAACAACCGUCCCUCCUAAGACUGCUUCCGUUACGACGAAUGGACAGACCGAAAAGAAAUAUCGUCCUUGGAACGAUUUCCGCAGUGAUACCUUUACAGUUCCUUCGGACGAGAUGCGUCAAGUCAUGUUCGAAGCUACCGAUGGUGAUGCUGUGUAUGAAGAAGAUGAAGACACUAAAAAAUUAGAAGAAUAUGUCGCCAAGUUGAGCGGAAAAGAGGCAGGUUUGUUUGUCACCUCAGGUACUCAAGGAAACCAAUUGUGUAUCCGUGCUCAUCUUCAUCAACCUCCUCACAGUAUCGUUUGUGAUGACCGUGCUCAUAUUUACAACUGGGAGGCUGGUGCUAUUGGACUUUUCACUCAAUCCAUUGUACGUCCUGUAGCUCCCAAGAACGGAAAAUACAUCACCGCCGAAGAAGUCGAGAGCAAGUUGAUUGUUGGAGACGAUAUUCACUUUGCUCCUACCAGCUUGAUUUGUUUAGAAAACACAAUCAAGGGUUCUGUUAUUCCUAUCGAAGAAAUUGCUCGUAUUUCCGCUCUUGCUAAAGCCUACAAGAUCCCCCUCCAUUGUGAUGGUGCUCGUUUGUGGGAUGCCUCAGCAGCCACCGGUGUUUCCAUUGAAGAAUACUGUUCUUAUUUCGACACCGUAAGUCUCUGCUUGAGCAAGGGUCUUGGUGCUCCCAUCGGUAGUGUAAUUGUUGGUCCUAAGGAUGUCAUGAACAAGGCCAAGUGGUUCCGUAAGGCCUAUGGUGGUGGUUUGCGUCAAUCUGGUAUGUUGGCCGCUGCUGGUUUGCUCUCUAUCAAACAAAACUUCCCCUUGCUCUCUCGUGUCCAUCGCUACUGCAGAGAAUUCACCGAGUAUGCUGAGUCCUUGGGUGUUGAGUUUGAAGUCACUCCUGAAACCAGCAUCGCUAUCCUUGCCAACGUGAAUGUGGCUAUUUUAGUUGACGAAGCCAAGAAGGCCGGUAUUGUUUUAAUGGGUCCUCGUGUCGUUUUCCACAUUCAAAUUACUGCCGAUGCUGUUGAUAGAUUGAAGCAUGCAUUAAAACGAACCGUUGAGCGUCAAAAAUUGGAGCCUGAUGUCGUUGCUAAACCCGGUGAAUUCAAGGUUGGUUAUUAAAAUUCCUGGGUAUACUGUUGAGGGCCCUCUACGUUUCUGUUUGAUAAAAAAAUUUUUUGGAUUAUUUUUGUUUUGUCCUUUUGUCUUGCGAAAAAUUUUGUUAGGUGGUUUCAGUACGGAUGACUGACUAUACAAUUGGGCCUCGUCAUCAUAGUUUACGAAUUCCUUCUUUUAUGUUUGUAUAGUGUCAACAAAAAUCCAAGGCGGAUCAGGUUUUUUCUUAAUUUAAUUUAUUACUAUUUUUGUUUUAAAUUACUACUGAUCCUCGUUUUUCCGGGUUUAGUUGUUUUUUGAUAUAAUAAGAAUUCUUGUAUAUCCAUUAUUCAAGUUUUAUCCAUCUUAUUCUCAGUAGAGAAGAAGAUAACAUUUGAUGAAGG
Schizosaccharomyces octosporus yFS286 is the source of this 1967-nucleotide messenger RNA. RefSeq names its product threonine aldolase. The record is from RefSeq and is a predicted model, not a curated record. NCBI's taxonomy places the organism in Eukaryota, Fungi, Ascomycota, Schizosaccharomycetes, Schizosaccharomycetales, Schizosaccharomycetaceae. Gene Ontology annotation, biological process: L-threonine catabolic process; glycine biosynthetic process. Bases 454 to 1590 code for a protein of 378 amino acids. The transcript has a single exon. Gene Ontology annotation, molecular function: L-allo-threonine aldolase activity. Gene Ontology annotation, cellular component: cytosol.